AUGGCCGGCCUCGCGGAUGCACGGUGGCUCGGCAUCCUCGACCUCGCGCACACCUCACCAUCUGCCACCGCCUCCACAAGGUGGGCGGUGGCGCUGAAGCCCGUGGAGCCGUGGUUGAAGGACGUGGAACCAGUAAGCUAUUGUGAAACUGAGCCAAAGAAAGAGAAACACUCUGAAGAUGGCAAAACAGCAGUAAUAGAGAUAGGAGCCAAGGAAGAAAUAUAUACUGAAGAGCACGACAAGCUCUUGGGUACAUGCAGCACGCCAAAGACUCCUUGGGCUCUCUUUGUCGAUGGCUAUGGCAAGGAUGGAAAGCGCAUCUAUGAUCAAAUGUGCAGGAAAGUAAAUAAAGAGCCGAAAAAGAGGAUGGUGGUGGUCACCUGGAUGCGUUCACUGCUUGGAUGA
Messenger RNA from Miscanthus lutarioriparius, 405 nucleotides. Lineage: Eukaryota; Viridiplantae; Streptophyta; Magnoliopsida; Poales; Poaceae. The record is from the annotation of a GenBank genome assembly.